UACUCUUCUUUUUAUUUUGCUUUCUUCUUCUUCGAGAGAGUCAAGUAGUCACCAAAAGAAAAAAAAAAAGGCCUGUUUUGCUUGUUUCAGCUUGACAUGGAUUUGCAAAUAACAAAGGAAACAGAGUCAUCAGACACUAAAGAUUCUACUUAUGACAGAGAAGCUGAGAUAAAAGAAUUUGAUGAAUCAAAAUCAGGAGUUAAAGGUCUGGUGGAUUCCGGAGUGAAGAAAGUUCCACGAAUGUUCCAUUGCGGUGAACGACUAUCGGUAGCCGGCGUCGAAAACUCGGCAAGCGACUCAAGAUUAAGCGUUCCCAUUAUAGACCUCAGAGGACCGCACAAAGAAACAGUUACUGCAAUUCAAAGCGCAUGCCGCGAGUGGGGGUUCUUCCAGGUAAUCAACCAUGGGAUUCCUGUCAGUGUUUUGGAUGAGAUGAUUGAUGGAAUCCGUAGGUUUCAUGAACAAGACACUGAUGUAAGGAAGCAAUUUUACGGCAGAGAUACUACGAAGAAAGUUAUGUAUUACUCCAAUACAAGCCUCUACAGGGACAAAUUUGCCAAUUGGAGAGAUACUGUUGGGUUCUCCAUGGCUCCUGAUAUACCUAAAGCGGAAGAAUUGCCUGCUGUAUGCAGAAACAUUUUGUUGGAAUAUUCAAAGAGAAUAAAAGCAUUGGGGUCUACAACUUUUGAGUUAUUGUCGGAGGCUCUUGGCCUUAAUCAAACUUACCUCAAAGAAUUGGGUUGCUCUAAGGGAAUUUUUAUUCAAGGUCAUUACUAUCCAGCAUGCCCCGAACCUGAACUUACUUUGGGCACUACUAAGCACACGGAUGCUUGCUUCCUCACUAUACUCCUUCAAGACCAACUUGGAGGCCUUCAAGUUCUUCAUGAGAAUCAAUGGUUGAAUGUUCCUCCUGUGCAUGGAGCUCUUAUUAUAAACGUAGGAGAUUUCCUGCAAUUGAUAACAAAUGAUUGUUUCGUCAGCGUUUAUCACCGGGUCUUGUCAAAUCAUAGAGGGCCAAGAGUUUCAAUAGCUAGCUUCUUUUCAAAUUGGCAGGAGUGGGACCAAGUUGAAGGCAAAUCCAAGACUUAUGGUCCAAUUAAGGAAUUGUUAUCCCCAGAAAACCCUCCUGUCUAUAAGGAAACUACCAUCAAAGAUUUAAUGGCGCACCAUUUUGCUAAGGGGCUUGAUGGGAACUCUACUUUGCAGCAUUUCAGGUUGUGAAACGAAUAUAUAUUUUAGCCCCAAAAUAAUAAACCACAGCCUAAAGGGAAACUACUAUAAAAGAUUGGGUGGCACAUUAUUAUUACUAUUGCUUUUUACAUAUGUUAGAGUUUUGGAAAAAUUUUAAAUGUAUCCGAAAUACACGGAUAUUUUAAUAAUUUUAAUCGUUAAUUUUAAUUAAUAUAUUA
Messenger RNA from Arachis duranensis, 1409 nucleotides. RefSeq names its product 1-aminocyclopropane-1-carboxylate oxidase homolog 1. Lineage: Eukaryota; Viridiplantae; Streptophyta; Magnoliopsida; Fabales; Fabaceae. The record is from RefSeq and is a predicted model, not a curated record. The transcript is spliced from 3 exons. The coding region runs from base 97 to 1221 and encodes 374 amino acids.